UUCUGGUUUGAAAUCCUCUUCAAUAAUAAUUUUUUUUGCAAUCAGUGAUGAAAAUUCGUAUAUUUCUUAUUGUUUUAUCUAAUUUUACUUAUUCAGUUUUAUGUAAUUUUACAGUAUUUGAUGAGAUUUUAGAUCCAUCUAUUGUUGUUUCAAGACAAAAGAGGCAAAUAAAUGAGUACACCCGAUGGAAGGCAUCUGCAGAUGAAACUACUACAGAGUUCAUAGUGAAGGUUCUGGACGAGGACGCCGCCUCUAAAAACGCACCGCCCGCCCCCCGGGGGAGCCCCGAGGUUGAUGAGAUACAACCAGCAGACACCCGGGAGCCUGGCGCUACUGAAGCAGCCGAAGUUGUCAACGAGUACACGAGAUUUGCGCCCCUGACUCGUGGUUCUACCGUCAUGCCAGACGCUUCAGGUACUCCAGCGAUGAACCUGCCGCAGUACCCUGCAGGUGAGGCGGAAGCUCCACACAUACCUCCGCGUGGGGGGCCUCCCGCCGGCCCCGCACCUCUCCCCGACCCCGCGCCCCCCGCGCACGGGGGCAUCGUCUUCAACAAGCCUGCCAACAUCCAGCAACAACCCAUAGACACUAUACAGAGUAUAUUGGAUCAUUAUAGACCUAAAACAUUUAGUAGACAACCAAUAACAUCACAUACGCCAGAUACGUUUGGCGCACAACGAAGUACAACGCAAGGUCUACCAACAAGAGUAGAACAGGCUGCUUCGUUGGAAAUUGAUGGAGAAGAAUUGAAAAAUUUGCUUAAUUAUAAACUUGCAGACAAAAUUAACAGCGCCGACGAAAUUAAACCAUACGAUGCACCAGAACAUUAUCACACAGACUAUCAUUAUGAUGCAAAUGUGAACAAACUUGGGUUUGAUAUGAGUCCAGUAACAGUUGGUGAUUCAGAUGUCAAUAAAAAGGAAAAAAUAUCUUCUGACUCAAAGUACAAUGAAGGAGGAACUGAAAUUCCUAAAUUACAACAAAACGUGCACUAUGAAUCGGUUAACGAGAAUGAACCAAAUAAAAUUAAGUUCGAUAUUUCCAUGGAUUACGAUGAUGAAUUGAUCGACCCUAAAGAAAAACUUGAAUCUAUACCUAUACCCGAAGCAGAUGAUAAAACCACGAAACCAACAGUUAUCCCCGUAAUUUCAGUAAAAAGACGAAAACGAUUAGAGGCUUGCAGUAUAAUAGAGUUAAAUCCACUUAGUUUUAAUAGAUCUUUAACUUUACCAGAGAUUCACCAAACACUUAAAGGUUGGGUAGACACAAGUCCCUUGGUGAAAAUGACUGAUAUUACAGAUGGUAAUUUGACGACGAUGGAGAACCCGAUCCACCUCAUGAUCGUGGACGACCCCAGCAGCGGCCAAUCCCCAACCGCUAAAGAAACUGUCUUGAUAGUUGCAGGUAUCCUGGGUCGGGACCACUACAGCGUGGCGUCGGCCAUGUACCUGCUGCACCAGCUCAUCGACCGCAGCAGCCUCCACCAGGACCUGCUGAGCCACUACCGCUUCUGGGUCAUCCCGGUCUUCAACCCCGACGGAUACGACUACUCCAUGACUUUCCCAGCCCAUCGCAACUGGAAGAAAAAUCUCCGUCAAAACUGGGAAUUGUGCAAAGGACAUGAAAAAAAACUUGAAUCCUGCAAAAUGUGCGAAAAAAGUGGGCUUCUGUGUUUUGUUCAGCCUUGCUAUGGAAUAAACUUAGACAGAAAUUUUGAAUACCAAUGGAUUCCAGCGCACGAGCUACACGCGGAGUACCCGUGCGGGGAGCUGUUCCCCGGCGCUCGCCAGCUCAGCGAGGCGGAGACGCGGGCGCUCGCCACACACCUGCGCGCGCAGCAGCAGCAGAUACACGUCUUCAUAGCGCUCAAGGAAGGAGAUGUGCUGGGCAUCAUGUAUCCGUAUUCUCACACAAAGAAGAAGAGAAACUUGGAUUAUAUUUACAGGAGUCGAGCGUCGGCCGCCGCCAACGCCGUCUACGCCAUCAACGGGCGGCGCUACGUGGCGGGGCAGACCUCCGAGUUCCUGCCGCUGUACGCGGGCGGCAUGGAGGACUGGGUGGACGGGCACCUGGGCGUGGACCACGCCUACUCCGUGCAGCUGUUCCGCCCCACCGACGUGUACGACAACAAGCUCACGUUGGAGCGCGUGGUGCACGAGACGUUCGCGGCCGCGGGGGCGCUGCUGCUAGCCCCCGGGCACCGCCGCGCCCCCCCCGGCGCGCUGCUCGGCGCCCCCGCCACGCUGCGCCGCGCCCCCCGCGUCACCCCCGGCCCCCGCGGGUACUACGCCGACGCGGCGCGACCCACUCGGGGGACAAGGGGACUCAUCGCGGCUGUAAUGCUUCUCAUGUGCCUUAGAAGAUGCUUUUAUAUUUAGUUUGAUAUGGUAGUGAUAUUUGUGUACGUUUUAUGUUUGUAAGUUAAUUUAAUCUUAUCUAAAUAUUGUUUGGAGAAUACUAUAACGAUGACAUAUUG
Plutella xylostella (diamondback moth) is the source of this 2476-nucleotide messenger RNA. RefSeq lists its product as uncharacterized. The record is from RefSeq and is a predicted model, not a curated record. Lineage: Eukaryota; Metazoa; Arthropoda; Insecta; Lepidoptera; Plutellidae. Gene Ontology annotation, molecular function: zinc ion binding; metallocarboxypeptidase activity. Gene Ontology annotation, biological process: proteolysis.